Molecule: messenger RNA, 1139 nt
Organism: Aspergillus welwitschiae
Lineage: Eukaryota; Fungi; Ascomycota; Eurotiomycetes; Eurotiales; Aspergillaceae
Exons: 1
Coding region: 19-768 (249 amino acids)
Molecular function (GO): protein binding
Source: RefSeq, a predicted model, not a curated record
AUCGGCUUUCCUCCAUCUAUGGCUCCCACCGGGUUCUUCAAGCUCAAAAGGCAUACUUAUUGGAAACAAAAAUGGGGAGAAAAUGGUCCAAAAGAGCAGACAGAUGCUGUGAUCGUUGUGGGCAACGUCAGAAUACCGGUACAUAAUACGAUAAUUGCGGCCGGAAGUCGAUAUUAUCGCCAAUGGCUCGCCGUUCGUCCGCAAAAGACCGAAAUCCCAGAGAUACAACUCUCACAUAACUUGGAGAGCGGCAACGUCCACACAGCUUGGAGAGUGAUAGAGCUGCUAUACUGCCAGAGCUACACACUUAAACUUUGCCCUCUUGUGAAUCAGCCAGGUGAUUGCUUCCUUAAUGCUCCUGCAUAUACCAGUCAUGUGGGGAAGGAGACUAAUAACCGACAAGACGAUAGAGGACACCUAGAACAAAGAGCCGCUGUCUAUCAGCUGGCGGAAUACCUUGGCUUGCCGCAGAAUUUGCAGGACAUCGCGUUCGACUACUAUCGAAGAGCGAUCGAAAAGGAAUGGGAGGUUGAUGAUCUACUGAAUUCAAUAAACGUGAUACUGAAGCCGGUUCUUGAGCUAGACACUCUACAGUCUACUCAGGAGGAUGAGCUGCAGGAGAGCCGGAUUGUGGAUUUGAUGUUCUAUCAUCUUCAUAAAAGGCGGAUUUUGUUCAAGGACGACCGUCUCCUCAGCUUGCAUCUGCAAUCAUGCUCAGUAUUCCUCGACAUUUUCGUUCGUUCCUGGACAAAUUUUCGUGGUAACUGAGCGGAUACACCAAGAAUUUCCCACUAUAAUCGAUCUAGCUUUAGCUAUUACGCAAUAUAAAUGGAAUUAGACCAAGAUCAGAUUUCAUGGGUCUCUUCUAGGUAAUCGGUUCGUAUUCUAUGUGUGGUUGCAAAACCAGAGCACAAGUUGCACAGUUUUAGUACUCUGAUGAAUUUCCCACUAGGGGGCUAGUUCAAAAAUGGGUAUAGGAGCGGCUUUACAUGGUCGCCGAAGAAUUUUUUGGUAAAAGCCGCCAUACCUGAUCAUGUCUGGACUUGGGCAUUGAUUGUAAGGGAGUCUAGCGGAAGGUUUGUCGCAUCUGCAGCAGGUUCGGAACGACCAUUGAGGACAUCAUCCCACUGGAACGACAG